Molecule: messenger RNA, 765 nt
Organism: Lottia gigantea (owl limpet)
Lineage: Eukaryota; Metazoa; Mollusca; Gastropoda; Lottiidae
Exons: 1
Coding region: 1-765 (254 amino acids)
Source: RefSeq, a predicted model, not a curated record
AUGUUCAUUAUCUUAUUUACAUGUUUAUUAUCCUCUGUGCAUGUUCAUUAUCCUCUUUACACGUGCAUUAUCUUCUUUACAUGUUCAUUAUCCUCUCUACAUGUUCAUUAUCUUCUUUACAUGUUCAUUAUCUUCUUUUCAUGUUCAUUAUCUUCUUUACAUGUUCAUUAUCCUCUUUACAUGUUCAUUAUCUUCUUUACAUGUUCAUUACAUGUUCAUUAUCUUCUUUACAUGUACAUUAUCUUCUUUACAUGUUCAUUAUCUUCUUUACAUGUUCAUUAUCCUCUUGACAUGUUCAUUAUCCUCUUUACAUGCUCAAUAUCUUAUUUACAUGUUCAUUAUAUUCUAUACAUAUUCAUUAUCUUCUUUACAUGUUCAUUAUCUUCUUUACAUGUUCAUUAUCUUCUUUACAUGUUAAUUAUCCUAUUUACAUGUUCAUUAUCCUCUUUACAUAUUCAUUAUCCUCUCAACACGUUUAUUAUCCUCUUUACAUGUUCAUUAUCUUCUUUUCAUGUUCAUUAUCCUCUUUAUAUGUUCAUUAUCUUCUUUACAUGUUCAUUAUCUUCUCAACAUGUUCAUUAUCUUUUUUACAUGUUCAUUAUCUUCUUUACAUGUUCAUUACAUGUUCAUUAUCUUCUUCACAUGUUCAUUAUCUUCUUUACAUGUUCAUUAUCUUCUUUACAUGUCCAUUAUCUCUUACACAAAUUCUUGCUAUGUUUUGUUUUCUUUUAUUUUCUUUCAUUAUCUCAUACUCAUGUAACGUAA